Amoebophrya sp. A25 is the source of this 499-nucleotide messenger RNA. NCBI's taxonomy places the organism in Eukaryota, Dinophyceae, Syndiniales, Amoebophryaceae. The record is from the annotation of a GenBank genome assembly.
GCAAACCCAAAGUGAUGAUAAAGUUUCAACUCCUCCAAGACUGUGCACUGUCACACUGGUUGGGAAAAAUUCAACAGUAGGGUCUGACACGGUUUGUGAAGUUGUAUUCAAAGAGUUAUAGCGAGUGCCAAGUGCCAGUGUGCUCUAUUUCCAGCCAAGCAAUGGAGCGGACAACGGCGACGGGGCCGAUGCAACACUCUUCAACUAGACUCCUCUGCACUCGGGAACGAUUCCGUCGUGAGGGAAAGGAGACGCGCAGUGGUCUUUUUCAGAGCUCUCUUCUCCUAUCCCCGCAAGACCUGCUUCGCCUGCCCCGUUCUCACCCUGCCAGGGGUGCCCCAUCUUUGAGUCCCCAUCUUUGAGUCCCAGAGAUUUCUGACCGAAUGAGUAGAAAUAGAGACGCGUUUCAUUCAGAGGUGAAACCACUUCACGGUGGCGUUCUUGUCAAGACUCUGUUGAUAGAUUUGAUGCAGCUUUUGCUUUUCAAGGUCACCAAUGC